CGAGCGUGACGGUCAGCCGCUGCUGCUGCUGCUGCUGCAGAGAGAGAAGCGAAGCUCUGCGCUUCGAGCUGACAGUUGUUGCGAUGGCCAUGGCGGCCUCGAUCAAGCCCGGCAGGUUCAUAGCGCCGAGCGCCCGAGUGCAGCCCGUCUGGCUGGGUGCCAAAGCAGGCCGGUGCUCGUUCGUUGUCCGGGCCGUCGAUGAGAAUGUGAAGGUGGAGAACGAUUCCGGCGCCAGUGCCGCAGCUGCUGCUGCUCCGAAGCGCGGGCAAGUCAGCACUUGGUUCGAUGAGACGUACACCUCGUGGCCAGAAAUUCACAGGGUGCUCACGGAAAGGAAGAUGAAAAGCUUGGAGUGGCAAAAAGCGUACGAGAUGUUGCAGGCCGGAGAGGCAGUGUUGAUCGACGUUCGCGAAGCUCAAGAUUUUGAAAAGAUUCGUGCACAAGUUGCCAUAAAUGCUCCACUUUUCCGACUGAUACAGGGAAACAGCUUCAAAGCCAACAUCAGGAGGCUUGGACAUGCUUUGAUUACGGACUUUGCUGGAACAGAACGAAAUCCCGACUUCCUCUCCCAAGCUAUGAAUGCCGUAAAUGGAGAAUUGGAGAAACCUGUGGUGGUUAUGUGCGACGUCGGAGGAACACUGAAAACCAUUGUUGAGAGGCCGGGACUGAAACCGAAAUCGUACGCCGAUCCUGAACGUCGUUUUGGGCGAGCAUCGCGGUCCUUGAGGGCUGUUUAUGAGCUUCAGGAGGCGGGAUUCUCGAAUGUCUACCAUUUCACCGGUGGCUUCAACACCUGGAUGCACGAGGAUUUGCCGACAGAUGGUGAAGGUUACUGACGAUAGAAGAGUAGAUAUGUUCCAUGAUUGGUGCUGCCUGAAAAUUUGUCGAAGUAACUUGCCAUCUCUGUAUUUUAUCAAUCCAACUUGUAUGACUUAUUCAUAGCACUAUGCACUUCCGCUUCUAAACUCUUUGAAAACGAGGGUUCAUAUAUUGUCUAGACGAGUGAACCCACGUUAUAGUAUAGUGGGGGACUUAACAAUUGUACAUUGGAUUUCUUCAUAUAACUUGUCUUAAUGAUGUAUUUGGAAUAGUGUAGAGAUAAGAAAAAACAGUAAUGACUGAUUAAAUUUUUUACGAGUUUUGAAAGGGUGCUG
Marchantia polymorpha subsp. ruderalis is the source of this 1154-nucleotide messenger RNA. Lineage: Eukaryota; Viridiplantae; Streptophyta; Marchantiopsida; Marchantiales; Marchantiaceae. The record is from the annotation of a GenBank genome assembly.